Toxoplasma gondii ME49 is the source of this 3710-nucleotide messenger RNA. Its product is annotated as S1/P1nuclease. Bases 1729 to 3048 code for a protein of 439 amino acids. The transcript has 11 exons. Gene Ontology annotation, molecular function: nucleic acid binding; endonuclease activity. Gene Ontology annotation, biological process: DNA catabolic process. NCBI's taxonomy places the organism in Eukaryota, Apicomplexa, Conoidasida, Eucoccidiorida, Sarcocystidae. The record is from RefSeq and is a predicted model, not a curated record.
UUUUGUUUCCGAAGAGAGAAAUUGAAAGAACGGUGUCUGUCUUAAACGCUUUCUUGUUCGAUCAACGUUGGUUACCCCAAAACGUCACAACCGAUGCUUCGUCAGCUUCUCGCGCAUUCGUGUGUUGCGUUUCCUAGUCCUUUCGUAGUCCCCAGUUCUGAGAAGCGGAAAGAAAGCUUCUCCUUCUUAUCAAACAGCCUCCAACCAAAGUGCGACCCCUGCAUUUUCGCCGCAAACCAAAACCUGAGGUAGAACAGGGGGAAAGAGAAAAGCCAGUCGCCAGGGCGUUCCCAGUUUUCUCUCGAGAUACACACCUCUGAGAGUCACGCAGCCAGCGCGUGCGCGGAGGUGCCGCAAGACAGGGGGAAGUUUUCAAGACCAGUUUUCUGUGUCCACCUCCUUUUCAAAAACGCUUCUUGUUUUCCGUCUUUCUCGCAAUUUCUUUUUUCAACGCAUCUGUUUCGCCGACAAGAUUCUCCGCAGGCGUCUGUUCCCCCGAGAGUGUCCCCGGGCGUCUCCUUUUUUUCCCCGGAUGCAGGAAGGCACCUUUUCCGGACUUUUGCUUUCCUCGGCCUUCUUUGCCUGCCGAAGACACAAACACUCCAGUCGGCGACUUUUUCCAGAAAAAGGACGUUCUCAGCGUCCGUCGUCUCGCCUCUCGGAGGCUGAAGGUCUCCUGGAGCUAGGCCGCUGGGCACCGGGCGUAUCGUUUGUUCGAGCAACACCGGGGCGCUGCGCCUCAGCGUCUUCCCAAGAACUUUCUCUGUGACCUCAACACAGGAAUCUCUCGGUUUUUCGCCGAACGUUCCUGCCGCUCUCCCUUCAAAUCCAUCCGCUAGCAGGCUGGCUUCACACACAAGACGCGCUUUGAGCCGCAGAUCCAUUGUUCCGCCUUGUCCCUGUCCACUUCUCGUACGCGCUGGUCUCUGCGUUGUUGCCUGUCUCUCCGCAAACCGUCGGUCUCCGCAGACGCCUGUCCGGGCACCGAAAAGGAACUCGCCUUUCCAAGGCACACAUUUUUCCUCAAACCCUGUGUAUCGGCUUCGUCUCCCUCUCUGCCCUUGCGCAGGCAUCGGUGAAUCUCCCCAAAAUCGCUUCAAUCGUGAGUGAGUGAGUGAGUGAGUGGCGGCGACCUCGUCGCAGUCGCGGUGGAAAAAGACGGGUGACGAACGCUUACCGAGGAGCGUCCGGUUCGCGAGUUUCUCCUGACUUCGCUCGCUGGAUCUCGUUGAUCCUUCGCUUCUGUCUCCUUCGACGUCAACAGCGACACCCCGCAGGGGUCGCCUCUUGGGCGCGGCUUUCCUUGUCGCGCAAGGUCCGCCUGCACAACAACUUCGCGCUUUCUGGGUCACCUCCACUCUUCACUGGCAAGUUCUGUGCAUGCAGCGCGAGACUUGAAGCUCCCUCACGCCUCAGCCGCGGCUGCUCGUUUUCGGUGAAUCGCUCCUCACAGUUCGUGACGGACGCCGACCUCUCUCUCCCUUUACCUCGGUCGCCGUUCCUGCCUUCUGUUGUGUAACGCGUUGCAUCGCCGCUCGUCUCCUUCUCUUGUGAGGCGCUUCUUCUCGGUUUGCCUCGGCCUCUGCGAAAAUUUCCACCUGCCGACGCUUGUUGCCCUCUCCGUCUCUGUCGUUCGAGACUCCUCUGGCUGUUGCUCCUCUCACGGUGCCGUCGUCGUCGUUCUCUCGCCUUCCUCUCUGCUUUCCGCUGGAUUUCUCGAAGCGCAAGAUGAAGAGGACUCGGUCGACAGCAGCAGGCCUCGUCCUCUGUCUCCUCUGCGGAUCUUCGCUGAUUUCCUGUGCUCAAGCCUUCAAAGUUCGCGCCCAUGAAGCCGUGUCGAUGACGACGUUGAGUGGCUUGAGCACGUCGGCGAACCAAGCUCUCAAAAAACUGCUGAACGGAAAAGACCUCGCCGAUGUCGCAGGCUGGGCGCACCGCGUCUCCGACAAGUACCCCGACACAGCGCGACUUCACUUCAUGUCCCAACCUACAUGUCCGUCGAAGCCUCUGCGCACUGACGACAUCAUUCUGGAUAAGUCUUUCUGCGAGGUGAAAGGCAAUUGCCUCCUGGAGGCUCUCACGUACUUCUUCUUCCACCUGGUCGACCCAGACCAGAACAAAGUGGAACAAACAAAUCCGGACGUCAUCACAACGACGAACUUUGUGUUCCCUCACGACAUCAAAACGACAGAUGCAGACGCUGUGAAGUACAUCAUCAACCUGGUCGGUGACAUGCACCAGCCGCUGCACAUGGGCAGUGCGGAUGACGACUACGGCAGGAGAGCUGUCGUGCAGUACAGCGACGGGGAACAAAUGCGUCUGACGACUUUGUACAAUUUCCUGGAAGCUGGGCUGGUCGACAAAACUGUGAAGCAGAGACAGUACUUUUGGUUUUCCGGUUGGACGCAUGUGAACUCCGUCAAGGGAGCUUACGACUCUGAAAAGUCUUUGUUUGCGACGAACAAAGAAAAAAUGUUUUCUGAGUGGGCCAAGGAGAACCGUGCUGUUCUCUGCAAUGAGGUGUAUCCGCAUGUGAGGAAGACCGGGAAGGACGCGAGAGCGGCCGCAAACGCUCUGGGUUCCGACGCCGUUGACGAGUACGCGAAAGCCGUGCUCGAUGGAAGCAGUGAUGUGCCUCUUUUCGAGAUCGACGCGGCAGCGGAAUUCGCUCUUUUCCAAGUUCUCAAGAAACGCAUUCUCUUGGCUGGCGCCCGAGUCGCCAUCGUCAUGAACUACAUUCUCCAGGUUCGCGAAAGCAAAGAUCUCGGCAAACUGCGACAAGGGAGCGGCGUCGCGGAUGUUGUCGACUCGAUCGACCCGCCACUCGCCGUGGAGAACAUGUCGAUGGUUUACCUGAAGAACUUCCUGACGAACUUUGCCAUCUUCCUCGUGAUUCUGCUCUUCUUCGUCUACAUUUCGCGGUUCUACUCGACGCCGCCCGCGCAUGCACUUCAGAGAGGAGGCGGCAGUCCUACGACAAAACUGCCUCCCACAGGAGCGCCCGCUGGCGGAAGGCGCGUUGAAAUGGAGUGCAUGAAAGACAGUUAAAUGCGACGCAGUGGCAUGCAUGCGCUCAGGCAAAAACCUGCAUGCAAGGAAGACAGCCGCGUCAGAAUCCGACACAGAGGACAGCCCACUGGGUCUCCAGAAAAAAAAGGCGGAGGGAGGUUGGAGAGGUGAAGAGACAUAGCGUGAGGAGACUGGAAGAAGGCGUGGAAAGCUGCAUGCGACUGCUGGAAUUAACGGAGGCGAAUCGGCCGUUGCAACCUCAGCCGGUUCUCCUUCCAUGCAGCGAUGGACAGUAUGUAUGUAUGCAUAUAUAUAUAUAUAUAUAAUAUAUAAUAUAUAAUAUAUGUGUAGGGUUAGUGGAUGCGUGUGGAUGUUUUGUAGGUACCCCUGUGUAUAGACACUGUCGAGUGCAUUACACGAUGUCUGUAAUUGCGUUCAGUCGCAAACGACAAGUCACACUCGCCGAGUAACGGGCAGGACCUGCGAACGUUUGCAUUGGCCUUCGAGACGAAAAGCGCUGGAAGGCCGAAGUUGGCACACGAUGUUAGAUUGGCUGUUACAGCGUGUGAAGCAGACUGGCGCUUUUCGCAACACCCUCGGUUCCCUGAUUCAGUUUUUUUGUACAGAAAUGAUAGUCCACACAUGCCGUUUGCUUCGCUCGUCUCCUUCCGAGUUUUAGUCUGCGGCACACACUCUGAUCG